UCACCAGCCAUGGUAAAACAUCCUGGCUAGCAGAGAGGGAGCAUGUAACAAGGACUGAGGUCAGGGAUCUUAGGCUUAAAAAGGUUGGUGACCACUGCUCUGAAUGAUCCCAAAGAGUCAAUAUGCUGCGCUCCAACUCGAGGAUCCACAUUUUUAUCUUUUUUGUAUUUCUUCUUCUCCUUUUGGGGGGGAUCUAUAUUGACUUGGGGUAUGACUCCUCCACCUUCAGCUUGUGCCAGCCAUGUAAGGAAGGCUCAGAGCCAGAUGUGAAGGACAUAAUGACAAAGGUUAUGGAUGACAUAGUGGGGCCACCAGAUUGCCAGGAGAAGGGCAGCUGGAAGAUCGGAGACCUCACAAUGCAAAAUGGGGUGACAUAUGCUCAGCCAAACACACAGCAAGGACGCACUGACGUGAACUCUGUGACAAACUGGAACGUUCCUCUGGUUUGGGAGGGAACCUUUGAUCCAGUGGUUAUCGAUGCAAUCUAUAAGAAAAUGGACCCAAGAAUUGCUGUGGUGGUGUUUGCUGUUGGCAAAUACACACGCUUCCUGGAGGCCUUCCUGCAGACAGGUGAGAAGUACUUUAUGGUUGGCUUCAGAGUCACUUACUACAUCUUCACAGACCAUAAAGAAGAAGUCCCUAAAAUUGAUCUUGCUGAGGGGCGGAAGAUCUCAGUGCUCGAUGUCCCCAGUGCCACCCGCUGGCAGGACGUAGUACUGGGCAGGAUGAAAUGGGCAACCAUCAACAUUGACAAGCAGAUCCGUAACGAAACAGACUAUCUAUUUAUGAUGGACAUUGACAGUGUCUUCUACAACCGAUUCGGAGCCGAGUCUCUCAGUCGGCUGACUGCUGUUCUCCACCGUCUUUACUACAAGAAUUUUGAUAGGGAUCAGUUCACGUAUGAGCGCCGAAACCUGUCCAGGGCCUACAUCCCUCUUGGUGAAGGAGACUAUUAUUACACUGCUGCUGUGUGGGGUGGAUACCUGGAGGACAUGUACAAGCUGGUCAAAUACUGUUACAUGCAGUCGGAGGAGGACGCCAAGAACAACAUUGAAGCUGUGUGGCAGGAAGAGAGUCACCUUAACAAGUACUUUUUGUACAACAAGCCAACCAAGGUGCUGUCUCCAGAGUACUUGUGGUCAGACUACAAUCAGAUACCAGGGGACAUUAAAGUCGUCAGGAUCUCCCAGUUGGUCAAAAAUUAUGCAGAAGUCCGGCCCAAUGGUGGCCAAUGAUGUCAAGAUGAGAGAUUCCUGCCAUGAAAACUACAUUCUUAACUACUAUAAAAGGUUACAUGUACUCCAUCUGUGUUUGUUUGUUUUUUGUUUUUUCUUCUGUUAAGGUGUAUAAGUAAUUGUAUUGUGAGCUAUGUAGAUAAAUUUUCCUGCUUUUCAAAGCUGUAUAAAUUCUCAUUUUGCCCCCCAGUGA
Messenger RNA from Acanthopagrus latus (yellowfin seabream), 1428 nucleotides. RefSeq names its product globoside alpha-1,3-N-acetylgalactosaminyltransferase 1-like. The record is from RefSeq and is a predicted model, not a curated record. Gene Ontology annotation, molecular function: hexosyltransferase activity. Lineage: Eukaryota; Metazoa; Chordata; Actinopteri; Spariformes; Sparidae. Gene Ontology annotation, cellular component: membrane; Golgi apparatus; vesicle. Bases 123 to 1235 code for a protein of 370 amino acids. The transcript is spliced from 11 exons. Gene Ontology annotation, biological process: carbohydrate metabolic process.